AUGAAGCGAGUCGUCAGUUCUGAUGAAAUCCCGGCGCAAUGUUUGGGUGAGACCGGCGCACUCAGCUAUAAACCACCUACAGAACAGGAUUUAAAGGACACGGCUUCUCUCGAGGAAGCCUUAGCACAGAUGAAUAUCUUUGAAACUUCGGAAGAAAUAAUGCAGCGUCGCGAAGCCCUUCUCCGCCUUCAAGACAUUUCAAACAAAUGGAUCUACAAGAAGGCUUUGGAACAAAAUCUUCCUGACCACAUCGCCAGUGCAACAACAGGGAAGAUAUUUACUUUCGGUUCCUACCGUCUUGGCGUCAAUUUCCGAGGCGCCGAUAUUGACGCCCUUUUUGUCGUUCCACGUUUUAUAACUCGGGAUGAAUUCUUUUCCGAAUUCCAAGCCAUUCUUACCGAGGAGGAGGCAGUAGAGGAGAUUCAUGCUGUUGUUGAUGCUUUCGUACCUGUACUUAAGCUAAAGUUUAUGGGCGUCGAGAUCGAUCUUCUUUUUGCCCAAGUAGACAUGAUGUCUGUGCCAGGGAAUUUUAGUCUCUCCGAAAACACGGAGACGCUCCUAAGAAACAUGGACGAGAGAGACGUGCGAAGUGUUAAUGGUGUUCGCGUCACAGAGGACAUUCUAAAGUUGGUGUUUGAUAAGGAUGUGUUUAAAACGGCCCUUAAAGUUAUACGACUAUGGGCGAAGCGUAAACAAAUUUACUCUAACGCUCUGGGCUUCCUUGGCGGUGUUAGUUGGGGUAUAUUAACCUGCCGCAUCUGCCAACUCUACCCUUGCGCGGCGCCCUCUACUAUUGUAUACCUUUUCUUUACAAUAUUCAGCCAGUGGCCAUGGCCGAAGCCCGUCAGACUCCGAGAGUGUGAAUACGUUCCCGGUUUAAACCUGCCAGUUUGGGAUCCUAGGCAUAAUCCACCUGAUCAGUACCAUCUGAUGCCUAUUCUUACGCCAAGUUACCCCUCUCAAAAUUCAACUUACAAUGUUCAACGGAGCAAUCGCAUUAUCAUUCAACGUGAAAUCAUGAAUGGUAAGUAG
Molecule: messenger RNA, 1032 nt
Organism: Dibothriocephalus latus
Lineage: Eukaryota; Metazoa; Platyhelminthes; Cestoda; Diphyllobothriidea; Diphyllobothriidae
Source: the annotation of a GenBank genome assembly